AUGAACUUGACGGGGAGGACGGACUUCUAUGCCAUCCACUCCAAGAUGUAUUACGAGCUUCCUCCAUCCCUUGCCAGUCGACCUGAAACCUCCUCGUACUCGUGCGGCAUCGACCAGUGUUUCUGCGGGUACUGGGGGUUCUCUGGUCACAUGUGCACACCCGCCGAAGAGAGCUGCCGAUGUGCCGGUAAGAGAGGAGGUGAAAGGAGGAAGAGUGAGGAGGAGGAGGAGGAGGACGAGGAUGAGGAGGAGGAGGACGAGCAGCAGGCAGAUGAGGAGGCGGAGGUGAAGGUGGAUGGGGAGCCACCCAGCCCGAGAGAGUUUCUGUGGACCUGGUGCGAUGUCUGCCACGCUCAGCAUGACUGCAAGUUUGUGUUGAACGUGCUGAAUAUGAAUGCGAUGGACGACUAUCAAGGAGCCUGA
Molecule: messenger RNA, 423 nt
Organism: Guillardia theta CCMP2712
Lineage: Eukaryota; Cryptophyceae; Pyrenomonadales; Geminigeraceae
Exons: 8
Coding region: 1-423 (140 amino acids)
Source: RefSeq, a predicted model, not a curated record